This is a messenger RNA of Saprolegnia diclina VS20, 3012 nucleotides long. RefSeq lists its product as hypothetical. The transcript has 5 exons. The record is from RefSeq and is a predicted model, not a curated record. The annotation marks the transcript as partial. NCBI's taxonomy places the organism in Eukaryota, Oomycota, Saprolegniomycetes, Saprolegniales, Saprolegniaceae.
AACUGCGCCACCGACGACUGCGCCAACAACGACCGCGCCACCAACGACUGCGCCACCAACAACUGCGCCAACGACGACCGCGCCAACGACGACUGCGCCAACGACGCCUGUCCCGCAGAUUACGGAGCGACUAUUCGACUCGUGUGGGUUUGACGAGCCCUUCUUCGCUGGCAUCCAGCCCGUGAAUCGUCGCCUCGAACUUUCAGAGGAGGUCGACAACAACGAAGUGGUCACAGCGCCGCCGCCAGCUCAACGUGACGACAACGAUGAGGUACCAGUGUCCACAGUCUUCAACAUCGAGGCUCGUCGAGCAACACUUCGCCUUGAACUCGCACAAGGGCCAGACGCUGGCGAUAACAGCACUCCGCCAAUGUCACCACCUCGACGAGCUCGCGCCCCGGUGCUGCCGGCGAUAGAGCCGCGGUCGAAACGCGCAAAAAAACACAACAAGAUGUACAAACUCCUUCACGAGCUUGCCACAAGGCUCCAGCACUACGGCGUGGCGUUUUUCCGCAACUUGGAUGCCACCGGCGAAGUCGACUUUGAGUGUCUGGGACGUGUCCGCGAGCUCAUUCCCGACGAGCUCUGGGAGCAUUUUAACGGCAUGACUCGACCGUCGCGACCAAGGAAGACAAAAGGCGCGGACCGAAGCACCCGGCAAGGCAGUUCGCAACGAGGCGGGCAUGACGGCGACCGCCUCGGCGAGGAGGGUGACGAAGAAGCCAACAUAGAAGUCAUCGUCUUGGUUGCACAAGCAGCGAUGAUCCACAACCAAAAAGCGAACUUUGUGCACAAGAUCGUCACGCUCUUCAACUAUCUGAAAGGCAGUAGCGAGUUUCAGCUCAAUAGCCUGAGCAAGCUCGGCCUCGGGACGACGAAACAAACAGUCCAUGGAACGUGCAAGCUGCUUCUCAAGAGCCGCGACGGCAACAUCAAGAUGGAGGGGUUCGUGGUCUUCGGCGUGGACGAUUUGACUCGCUUCCUCCAUUUCGAACGCAUACGUCCGAACGGUAGCACGUACUGCGCCAUCAAGCUCGUCGUUUGCGUCAUCAACGCGGUACCGCUGUCGUCGCCGGUGCCUCGGGAUCUCUCUAAGCCACCGAAUCCACCCACGUUUUGCUCCGUGGAGUGUCUCACGGUGGCGGGUCUCUUCGACGACAGCGUGGCCAAGAUCGGUCAUUUCCUCCCGUGGUACACGGCGCGCUACCCAAGCAAGGGCCCACGCAACGACCGUUACGGCUUUGAACUCUACCAGUACACGGACGCGAACGAGCGUUGGCACUCGGAUUACCUCAGCGGCCUACGACUGCUGCGGAUCAACGAGAGCGAUUUCAAGUCCAUCCGCCACGCACUUCUCCAGUUUCGCAGCUGCCUCGCUGUCGAGGCGUUUGACGCCUACUUGAAUGACAACAUCAUGAUGCUCCCCGGCGACUACUGGGCUCAGUACACGUUCAAGAAGCUCAUCAUGAUUUGCCGAUUGCCCGAGAUCGAGCGCCGAGAAGUGCUCGCGACGUGGAUGCCCGAGGACGAGUUUCCGACCGAAACCGAGAUUGCACGCCUCGAGAACGUGGUUCCCAUCAAUGGCCUCUUGCACAUCAGCUUGACGCUCUUGGAAGCCGUGUGCCAGACGUUUGACCCGCUCAUCAGGUACUUGUGGCCCCAGAUCGCGCCGAACCAGAAGCUUCGGCAGACGCUCAGCCACGCCGAGAUGAUCGUUUGCGCCGAGGUGCUGCUUGGUGGCUACGCUCUCCUUCGCGACGAUCUUGGUCGGCACCGGCGACGAUGCAAAACCGCUGCUCUCGACUAUCUCGUUCACUUUUUUGAGCACUUGCUGCCUCUUGCCGUCGUCUUCUACGAGAAGUUCGUGCGUAGCGAGUGCCAUCUCGACUUGCUGCAAGCGAUCAUGCCCCACGUCGCUUUGGCCUUUGUCUUCCUCAAUCGAACCCACUACAAGAUCUCGACUUUGGAGUGGAUCAGUCAGAUUGAGCACAUCCGGAAGAGCAACGUUCUGCUCUUCAACGCCAUGCAGAAUCACACACGCUGGCUUCUCGACGAGUAUAUGGUCGAGCACCAGAACGGUGUGAUUGCUCGGAACACGAAGCACGCGACGACAGUGCACGAGUUCAUCCGCAGCGGCUACCUUGGCGACGUUCUCGGCGAGACGACAGCGGCGAUCAUGGCGAAAGUGCAAGGUAAUCCACGGGCUCGGACGACACGCACCGACUUGACGCCACUUCAAAACAACGCUGCGCUGGCUAUCAUCAAGGUGUUUGAAGCUGCCCGCGAUCCAAAGCAGCUGACCGCCUCAGUUCGAUGGAACAGCAAGAAAGAGCGAUGGGUCUGCGAAGCGAUCUACGCACAGUUUCUUGAAGGUGCAGACAUCAAGUUGAAGUCAAUGCCCGCGGUGUACCACCUCCUCGAGAAAUCAGGUACCGGCAAGCUGUAUAUGGUGAUGCCUUGCGAAGAUGCUGCUGCUGCUGCCGUCGCUGCUGCUGCCGCUGCCGCUUUUCCUACGGCCGCUGCCGGUGCUCCCGCUUCUCCUGCCGGAGCUCCCGCCGCUGCUCCUGCUCCUGCCGCCGCUGCUACGACCGCCGCUGCUCCUGCCCCCGCUCCUUCCGCAACGACCACGACGGCAGCGACUGCUUCUCUUGCCGCGUCUAAGACAACCCGGAGCAAGCGACGCCGACUCGCCCCCAGCAAAAAAUCCCAGAUGGACACCACGUUGCUUGAGUUUACUCGGUACCGAGUACCAGACCAAGAUUUCGUGUUUGAGUUUGUCCAAACGAUCGUCGAGGCCCUUGUCGACAAAUCUGGCGACGCGUACACUGCACCGAAAAAACAAGCUAUCGUUUGUCCCGAUGAACCAAGGGUGCCAACAGAGCCUGCUCGCAACGAGCCGCAAGCGCCCAUGCCAUGUCUUGAAAGUUCCAGGAUUGCGUUGGAGGAGGCACUUCGUAAAGUCCGCAGCUUCUCUCAUUUGUAAGAGCAUUAACAAGCACAACCAUUCUUAAC